AUGGUGUGAUUUUCCUUUCCCCGUUGUGGGUCUUUCUGCUUCACCGCACUCUCCCGUCUCAUCGUCACCGCCCCACCGCCUAUACCAAUACCACCGUCCCCGUCAGCCCGCCUAGACCCGAACACGGCAAGCACAACCGUCCCUGCGCGAUCCGGCCAACGGGCGGAGGAUGGCGAUGAUGAGCCGGACGCGGGAUCUGCUCAUGGAGGGUUUCGAGGGGUUCGUCCGGGACGGGUCGUUCAAGUGGCCCGUCCCCCGUCGCGCGGGGGACGACGACGACGACCCCGGCCGCUCUCCCUCCUCCGGCAAGAGCGCGUCAGUAGCCGGUCUCUCCCCCAUGGCCAGCGUCGUCGUCUCUCGCUGCUCCCGAAUUCUCGACGUUACCAUUGAAGACAUGAUAUAUGACUUUGAUAUGCAAGCAUCUGAUUCCAUAAAGCACCAAAGGAACUAUGCAAGAAACUUUUUGGAGUAUUGCUGCUUUAGGGCACUUGCACAGGUCUCACAAGUUGCCGGGUAUCUUGCUGACAAAAGCCUCCGCCGCUUGACAUUUGAUAUGAUGUUAGCUUGGGAAGUUCCCUCUUCUUCAGGCCAGCUCACUGUUAAGGUUGAGGUUGAUAGCACAGUAAGUUUAGAGGCUUUCUCAAGAAUAGCACCUGCCAUACCAACAAUCGCUGAUGUAGUAACUUCUUCAAACCUCUUUGAUGCGCUGUCAUCAACAAGUGGAGGGCGUCUUCCAUUUCCUGUAUAUGAUAAGUAUCUUGCAGGAUUGGACAGAGCUAUUAAAAAAAUGAAGGCGCAAUCUGAGUCAUCGCUUCUAUCGGGUCUUCGAUCUCAGAGAGGGGAAAGGGUUCUAGAAGUAGAUGGCACAUUGACAACACAACCAGUACUUGAGCAUGUUGGGAUUUCAACAUGGCCAGGAAGAUUGACACUUACCGAUCAUGCUCUUUACUUUGAAGCUGUUAAGGUUGUGACAUUCGAUAAGCCCAAAGGCUAUGAACUUGCAGAAGAUUUAAAGCAGGUUGUUAAACCGGAGCUGACUGGCCCAUGGGGUUCACGGCUAUUUGAUAAAGCUGUUAUGUACAAGUCGACCACCUUAACAGAACCAGUUAUCAUAGAAUUUCCAGAGCUGGCUGGCCACUCUCGCCGUGAUUACUGGUUGGCCAUCAUAUCAGAAGUUCUUUAUGUCCACAGAUUUCUUAGGAAGUUCGACAUAAAUGGAGUUGAUAAAGAGGAAAUAAUCCUGAAGGCCUCGCUUGGCAUCUUGCGGUUACAAGCCAUUGAGGAAUUGGCCUUUCCAGUUUCCAGUCGAUAUGAAUCUCUUUUGAUGUUCAAUCUUUGUGACAAACUUCCUGGAGGAGAUGUAAUACUUGAAACACUAGCCAGUGCUAUAUCAUCAAGAAGUUCAGCUCAAGUCAACAAACCAGGCUUGAACAUUGGAAUGCGUUCUAUGUCUGCCUUGGCUGUCCUGUCAAAUCUGGGCGUGGUAUCACCAGGUAAUAAUAGUGAGAGACUCUCUGUUGGUGAGAUAGUCGUUGGGGAAAUGAGUUCCUUGCAGAAGGCAGUUACUGAGUCAAUGAACAACUACAAGAAGGUUGAAUUGGCACAAGCCACAGUUGAUGGAGUCAAAGUUGACGGGCUUGAUACCAAUUUGGUAGUGAUGAAGGAAUUGUUAUCUCCGGUAAGUGAGCUAUGGAGGUUUUUGGUAUCGCUGGCAUUAUGGGAUGAGCCUCUGAAGUCAUUGGUCUUUUGCUUGCUAUCUUCUUUUAUUAUCAUCAGGGGAUGGGUAGUCUAUUUUGUUGUUAUGGUCCUAUUGUUAUCAGCAGCCUUCAUGCUCCUGACAAGACUAACUAGUCAAGGAAAGCCUAUGACUGAGGUCAAGGUGUCAUCUCCUCCUUCAAUGAACACAAUGGAGCAGCUAUUAGCUGUUCAAAAUGCCAUUUCCAAAGUUGAAGAGCUUGUCCAGGAUGCAAAUAUUGUUCUUCUGAAGAUAAGAGCCUUACUGCUGGCUUUUCCAUCUCAGGCUACUGAUAAAGCUAUCCUUGCUCUGUUGAUGAUGGCUCUAUGCCUUGCUUUCCUGCCCACAAGAUUGCUUGUCCUGGCCAUGUUUCUGGAGGUGUUCACGAACAAUUCCCCACUAAGGAGAGCAAGCACAGAGAGGUGCACCAGAAGGUUGAGAGAGUGGUGGUUCAGCAUACCUGCAGCUCCAGUAGUGGUCGAGAAGGAUAAUAAAGAAGAUAAGAAAACAAGAUGAAUAUCCGUGUGCUUAUCCAAUGUGAUGUCGUAUCCUGUUUGGCCGAUGCAUCUUAGUGGGUCACGAGCGCCCGCCCCACCGUGUAAAAUGUCGAUAUGUUAACAUAAAAUUCUGUUAGUCUUAUUCCAAUAAAAGUGCUAGUUUCUGUCA
Messenger RNA from Lolium rigidum, 2401 nucleotides. RefSeq lists its product as uncharacterized. Lineage: Eukaryota; Viridiplantae; Streptophyta; Magnoliopsida; Poales; Poaceae. The transcript has 9 exons. Bases 170 to 2251 code for a protein of 693 amino acids. The record is from RefSeq and is a predicted model, not a curated record.